GCUGCGGUACUGAACUUUCGCAUCAUUCUUAUGGUCUGUUACAGCAAUCGCCUCCCCGUUCUUGCGCAAAAGAUAUCGUCAGAGUUGGCUGAAGCCGAGUCUACAGCAAUGCUCAACCCAGAGCCAAAGCCCAAGCCCAAGGGUGUGCACAAGAAUCCAUCUCCCCUGCUUCUUCUCUUCGAAAGAAGCAGCAAACUGAUUAA
Molecule: messenger RNA, 203 nt
Organism: Kickxella alabastrina
Lineage: Eukaryota; Fungi; Kickxellomycota; Kickxellomycetes; Kickxellales; Kickxellaceae
Exons: 1
Source: RefSeq, a predicted model, not a curated record